GGAUUAGUACUCCUUACCUAUUUUCCGGUGCGCACACAAUGAUCAAUCAGACUAUGCAAGCGAAUGGCAACUCGACUUCCACGCCAAUAUCUAUUGGCUCUUCGAGUGCUUCGACUAUACCCUUUAGCAGCAGCCUCGCGUCAUACUCUAAUCUUAACCGAGGAUUAAUUAAUUCUGGCAUCAUUUCAUCCUCAACAGCUGCUAAGAUUGCCUACGCUACUCAAAAUAUUACGCCAAAUUCCACGGGUCACCUUUUUACAGCUACGCCUACUCCUGCAGGUUUCUUUACAACCACCCCUGUUAACCCCGAAGUGUUGGCAGAGACAAAGCCGAAAAAACGCAAGAUUGUCGAUUCGGAAAAUAAUGGUGAAUUGCAAGAUGGCGAACCGGAAAAACGUCGGAAACCGGGAAAACGUAGAUCGAAGAAGGCUCAACAGGUUGUACCUCAACCCGAAAUAGUGGAACCAUCCCCGGAACGUGCUCCAAUCCCUCAACCCGUUUGCGCAGUUUGCAGGCUGAUCGAGCCGCCGCCUACCGAUCGUCCUUCAGCUACAUAUAUAUACCCUUCCAAAGCCAGAGAGUCUAUGUUGCUUAAAGGAAGAGAUAAGGUGCAUCGCAUGAUCCGAUGCAAUUUCUGUACCAAAUGGUAUCAUUUGGCAUGUAUGAAUCCACCAAGACGAACAAUGCCGACUGGUGGAUAUGUUUGGAGAUGCGAAGAAUGUGAUCCUGGAGAUUCGUCAGAUCCUCUCGCACAACUUACUAAAUCCAAAGAUUCACCUGCUCCUGAUGAUAAUAAUCAAUCUCAAACUGAAUCCUCAGCCUCUGCUCAACGUUCUGAAAAAUCUCAACCAGGAACGUCAACCCGCAAAUGGAGAACUGUCUUUAAGGUGCUUAAUCAAGACGUAAACAUUCUGAUUACAUCCACACGUCCCAAGUUACCGGUUUUAUUAAGGAAUCUAAGAUGUCAGUUAACAAAAUUCGACUGGGGAUUUGUUGAGAUUGGCUG
This is a messenger RNA of Acaulospora morrowiae, 1006 nucleotides long. Lineage: Eukaryota; Fungi; Glomeromycota; Glomeromycetes; Diversisporales; Acaulosporaceae. The record is from the annotation of a GenBank genome assembly.